GGACCUCAGCAACGGGAAUCUGGAAGGGUCGCUUCCGUCCGCACUCUUCACGCUCACGUCGCUUCAACAACUAAAUCUCAACGAUAACUCGUUAGAGGGCUCUCUGCUCGAUGCUAUAGGGAACCUGACCCAACUAACCCUGCUGUCUCUGGGCAGAAACGAGCUGUCAGGACCCAUUCCCGCCCCGCUCUCCAACCUCCAAGCCCUCAAGUACCUCCUUCUGAGUGACAACGAGCUGUCGGAGACAAUCCCAGCUGGGCUGGGGAGCAUCACAACUCUUGAGGCGCU
Messenger RNA from Closterium sp. Naga37s-1, 288 nucleotides. NCBI's taxonomy places the organism in Eukaryota, Viridiplantae, Streptophyta, Zygnematophyceae, Desmidiales, Closteriaceae. The record is from the annotation of a GenBank genome assembly.